Messenger RNA from Papaver somniferum (opium poppy), 921 nucleotides. Its product is annotated as OTU domain-containing protein At3g57810-like. NCBI's taxonomy places the organism in Eukaryota, Viridiplantae, Streptophyta, Magnoliopsida, Ranunculales, Papaveraceae. Bases 98 to 826 code for a protein of 242 amino acids. Gene Ontology annotation, cellular component: cytosol; nucleus. Gene Ontology annotation, biological process: protein deubiquitination; endoplasmic reticulum unfolded protein response. Gene Ontology annotation, molecular function: cysteine-type deubiquitinase activity. The record is from RefSeq and is a predicted model, not a curated record. The transcript is spliced from 8 exons.
GCGAUAAAACGUUUUGCUGCCUUUCUGGUAGUAGGAUUACUUUUUUUACCCUGAAACUCCAUUUUUCUUUCUAUCCUCUGAGUUUAUACGAUUUCCCAUGGCAGGGUGGAACGAUUUGAAUGAGAGUAGUAUUCUACAACAGUUAAAAGAUGGAACUGCUAAAUUUGAGCUCGUCAAUUCACCUGUUUCUCCCAUUUCGACUCAGAUUUUUUCGUCCCCAUUUCGUCGAGAAAAAUGUAGUACUCUCUUCUUUGCGAAAAUUGGAUCCUUUUUUGGUGGUGGUGGCGGUGGCGCUGCUGGUGGUGAUACUGGUGGUGGUGGAACGUCACCUGCAAUGAAGAAGGUGGAGCGUUUCUCAGUUCGGAAAGUUACAGGAGAUGGAAGAUGUUUGUUUCGUGCAUUGGUGAAAGGAAUGGCUAUCAAUAAAGGAAUUGGUUUGAGUCAAUGGCAAGAGAGAAACGAUGCAGAUGAAUUGCGCAUGGCUGUAAAGGAGGUAAUAUGUGGAAGUGGUAAAGAACGCCGUCAGUAUGAAGAAGCACUGAUUGCAAUUACUGUCGAAGAGUCAUUGCCACGAUACUGCCAACGGAUUGAAGGAUCUGAUUUUUGGGGAGGAGAGUCGGAAUUAUUGGUGUUAUCGAAAUUAUGUCGUCAGCCAAUUGUUGUGUACAUACCAGAACAUGAGCAUAAUCUGGGAGGAUGGGGUGGUGGUUUUAUUCCAAUUGCGGAGUAUGGAGAUGAGUUUCGUAAGUCAUCUAAAAAUGGAGAACCUAGGAAAGCAGUGAAACUUCUAUACAGUGGGAAGAACCAUUAUGAUCUUCUUGUCUGAGAGUUUGUUAGUUGUAUUCAGAAGAUACUGUCCUUUGUGUCAGGGACAUGGAAUUGUAAUCUUAAAUAUCAAUGAAAUCAAUGCUUCUUCCUCAA